Penicillium oxalicum is the source of this 915-nucleotide messenger RNA. RefSeq names its product SUR7/PalI family protein. The transcript is spliced from 3 exons. Gene Ontology annotation, cellular component: cell cortex of cell tip; plasma membrane. The record is from RefSeq and is a predicted model, not a curated record. Bases 1 to 915 code for a protein of 304 amino acids. NCBI's taxonomy places the organism in Eukaryota, Fungi, Ascomycota, Eurotiomycetes, Eurotiales, Aspergillaceae. Gene Ontology annotation, biological process: fungal-type cell wall organization.
AUGUACAGCAAGAUGCGUCUUCACGCUGGUAACAAGCUUGAGUUUAUCUUCUCUGUCGGUUCUCUCGCUCUGACUACUGGGGUACUUAUUUGCCUUGCGGUCGUGUUCGCGGGAUGCACCUCUCCAUCGUCCCCGAAAGAUCUGUACUUUAUGAAGGUGAAUCUAAGUGAUUUCCCCACAAUCGGAAAAGUUGACCUGCGGCGAUCGCUGAGCAUUGGUGGUACGGAUGUGUCGAGUCUUGCAGAUACAGCCGCGAGUGAGACUACAAAGACGAUGAACAGUGCAGCAGAUAGUGUGUCUCAGGCAUCGGCCGCAAUAGAGACCGCCGCCAGCCAAGCCCAGAGCCGCCUUGAGUCGAUUGCCCGUGAGCUGAAAGUCAAUCUGCCUGCGUAUUAUUCGGUCGGGCUUUGGGGUUAUUGCCAGGGACAGACUAGUGAUGCGCGGCCGACAAACUGCACCAGACCGACAACGUCGUUUUCGUUCAAUUUACUGGACAUCUUCAGGUCCAUUUCUCCGGAGAUCAACGACCUGUUCCCCAGCGACGACACCAAGGGUCUCACCGGGUCCCUCAAGUUGUCCAAGUGGGCCACUUCUGCCUAUAUCGUGGGCUUUACAGCCACUGCUCUCUCCUUCGCUGUGGGACUCGUGACUACGUUCCGUGAACGAAAAGGCGGAUGGACCAAGAUUCUACAAGUACUUUCUUCGACGGUGGGGUUGAUCUUCAUCGUCAUAGCCUCCGCACUGACGACGGCGAUAUAUACGACCCUGACGGGUGCCGUCAAAGUGGUGCUGGGAAGCUUCGGUGCCCACGCGUCACUCGGCGUACGUAUUUUUGCCGCGACCUGGCUGGCCGUUGCUUUUUCGUUCUUCUCCUGGCUUACGUGGAUUAUUGUCUUGGUUUGUUGUUGCAUUUGA